GGGCCGGGCUCGGGAGGCCCGGCGUGCGCGGGGGCCUCGUUAGCGAGCGCAUGCUAAUUGCUAGCAGCACCGUGCCGGGAGCGGGGCCUUCAUGUGUGUGACACGCCGGCGCAGCCACGUCGACACACCUCACAGCACCGGGUGCAGGCUGGCUGUACCCCUCCGCAUGACCAUGGCAGAAUCCGAUGUGUGCAUCGGGGACCAGCUCAUCCUGGAAGAGGAGUACGAUGAAACCUACCUACCCAGUGAGAAAGAAAUCUGUGACUAUGCACGGGGGAUUGGGAUUGAUCCUGAGAAGGAGCCGGAGUUGAUUUGGCUGGCCAAGGAAGGUAUCGUGGCCCCUCUGCCUCCCGAGUGGAAGCCCUGUCAAGACAUUACUGGUGAGAUCUAUUACUUCAACUUUGCCAAUGGCCAGUCAACUUGGGACCACCCAUGCGAUGAGCACUACCGGGAGCUCGUGGUCCAGGAGCGGGAGAAGCUCUCAGCCCAUGGUGACACCAAGAAAAAGGACAAGAAGAAGAAAAAAGAAAAGAAGGAAAAGAAAGACAAGAAAGAGAGAGAGCUGCUGAAGCCAGCUGCUGAAAUGCAGCCAGAGCCAGGGAUUCUUCCUUCAACAUCCUUUUAUCAGAUAUCCUCUCCCAUCCUGCCCUCCUGGUGCUUUAGUCCUGAUCUAGAACAGAAUAGCCAGAUUAAGGACGAGGGCUUCCUUAAGAAAGGUGAAAGGAUGACCCUGAGUCAAUCAUCAGAGGCAAGUGACUCAGACGCACUGUUUUCAGGCACUCAACCAAAUAAUCUGCAGCCAUUUCUUUCAUCCAAGCCUAGCAGAACUUGCCAAAUGUUAGCUGAUCUGGAGAUUUUAGGAAGAGGUCCAUCUUUUAGCAAAUCAGAUGCAGGCACCCAGCAGGGCCCAGACAAAUCAGUGGAACAUUGUCUUUACUUUUCUGACUCUGAACCUGAAUAUUUAGAUGUGGUUCGGACAGCGGAGUUAGAUUCCUGUGUGUCAAAGGAAUCCUCUUCACCAGACCUUGAAAAUGGGAAAACCAUACUUGGUUCCCAAGAGGUCUUUGAGGCCCAAAGCCUGUUAUUUGUGGAAGAACAGAUGUCUGAAAACCAGAAGAAAAAAGAAACGACAGAAGAAUGUGUUUGCCAGCCUGCAAAUGACUUGCCAGUCAGAGAAAGAUCUAGCGGCCCAGCUGGUGAUGAGGAGCGAGGUCCAGGUUUGUUGCAAGUCACAGUCAGGGAAGCUGUUUUGGCUGCUUAUGCCUCUAACCCUGUUUUCCAUGGUAAGACAUGUGAAGCGAUUCCCCUGCAUGCCAGCCCCAUGGAAGACCUGCACUUGCCAGAAGAGGUUGCUCAGAGUCUCCCAGAAGAGCUGAGUUCACACAGCUACGUGCUGGAGAGCAGGAGGGAAAAAAACCUUCGUGAGCCAGUGUUGAGUCCAACCACCAGGCUGGGCAAGUGCUUUACGACCAGCAGCAGGCAAGGCAGAGAGGGGCCAGAAUGGGCAAGGGUGGCUGAACCCGAUACACGCCUGCAAGCAUCCAAGGCCGAUGGUCUCUUGGCCAUCCCUUGUGUGACGUUAGAGACAAUGCUGCGUGCUUCAGAGGCUGGGGGAGGAAGCGGAGUGGAUGCUUCUGCUUUGAUGGAAACCUGCUUCCUUGAAUCGAUUUUCCCCUGUGCUGCACCAGAAGAAGAGAAGGCAGCAAGUGGUGUGGGGUCUGAAUGCAGCAGCAGCCAUUCAAGCAAUGUAGCUGAUAAUGUUGCAUCACUGAUUUGGAGAGAGGGCAGUAACUUCUCGUGGGAUCUCCAGAGUUCCUGUGAGUCUGAUGAUCACCUGGAUUUGCUUGCUUCUGCUAAGGGGCCUCUGCUGACUCCCCUCCUCGUCGUGCCUCAGGAGUGUGCCCAUGCCAGUUUGAGGAUGGAACUUGGUGGGUUGUCUGGUGCCCAAGAGAGGGAUGAGGAGGAAGGACGAGAAGAAGCAGAGGAAAGAGAGGGCAGGCCAGAGCAAGCCCCUGAUGUGCUGAGGAGAGAGGCAUUGGCUAGAGGGUUGCGAGUUCCUCCUGCUUGGCUCUGUCAGACAGCUGAGUGCCAGGAAAGCAGCAGGCUCUACCGGCAGGUGGAAGUGGAGCUGACCCAGAGCAGAACAGCGGAGAUUUGGGACGGAGCAGGCAAUGAUGAGUCUCCAGGUUCCCUGCUUGCUCCUGCCCAGGCUCCCCUGGGGAAUCUUGCUCCGCUACGUGGUCUGGUGGAUGUUCCUGCCGGUACACUCCGUGGCCCACUCAGUGCUGCUGUGGGAAACUUUGUGGAGCCCAGUCCAGGGAUCAGAGGCGGAAUUGGGCCCGCACAGACCCUUAAAGCCACUGGCCAAGCCAAGAGCCUGCUGGGAUUCAUCCACGAGAAGAAGGACUUCUUAAAUCUCAUGACUCUAGAUGCAGGAGAAAAUGAAGACGAAGAGAGUGAGAAUCAGAGUCUGCGAGGGACAGCAGGAUUGCUCCAAAAUGUGCACAUGGACAUCGGUGCCCUGGGAAGCAGUUUUGAUUAUGAGGACUCUGAGGCCAGCGAGCAUGGGAAGGAUGCGCCCCUUGCUAACCAUGUGGAUCCCCAGCUGCUGCAGGUUAUGGACUUUGGCUUCCAAAGUCGUCUCUCCGAGCAGGUGCUGGAUGUGGACGCUCUAUCUCCUGUCCGGGAUGGCUCUGAGCUGGAGGCCCAGGAACUGGGAGAAGAGGAGAAGGACCAGAGCCAAGCCAGCAUAGAGGAAGAGCAAAGCAAAAGGGCCCAGAGCGCUGCGAGAUGUGGGAGUAGCGAUGUGGACGUGCCUGCCAACAUUUCCAGCUGUGACUUGGAUGCAGUGCAACUGGAGGAGGGGACCCAGCAAGCAGUGUCCUCGCACCAGCCUGCGGAGAAGCCCCUGGAGGGACCUGCCAAGGAGCUGGGGGAGGAGGACACUCAUCUUCUGCAAGCAAAGAGGGAGGAAGUUCAGCGACUCCGGGAAGAGCUGAGGCAAAAGGAGGAGGAAGAAGCUCAGGAGCUUCGUCAGCAGAAAGAGAAAUCCCUCAGGUCUCUAAAAGAAGAGCUAGCAAAGGCCACUGAGGAGGAGGAGCUGCGGCUGCGAGAGGAAGAGAGCAAGAAGCUCUCUAAGCUUCGAACCCAGAUCAGCGCAGAGACGGAGGCAGAGAAGGAGAAAAUCAGGGCAGAGCAAGAAGCUGUGUUACAGAAGCUGAGGGAGGAGUAUGAAUCCCUGCAGAAGUCAGAGAGAGAGAGUGCAGAGGAGACAAAGAAACGUGCUUUGGAGAAGAUAAAGCGGGAAGUGGAGGAGGCUCAGCAGAGAGAGAGGAUGGGGCUGGAGCAAGAAAAGGAGCGAGUCCUGAAUGAGAUAAAGGAGAGAUUAGAAAGAGAAAGAAAAGAGGCUGCGGAGGGAUUAGAGAAGCAAUUUGCAGCUGAGCUCCAGCAGCUGAAAGCCGCAGCAGAGGAGGAACACGAAAAGGUUAUUGCCAGCCUGCAGAAGCAAGUAGAAGAGACACAGAGGAGUGACGAGACCCAGCUGCGGGAGGCGCUGGAGGGAGCAGAGCAAAAAGUCCAGCAAAAAGCUUAUCACCUAACAGAGUAUGAGAGAGAGCUCAGUGAGCUCAUGAAAGAGAAGCGCCAGGAAGUGGAGCGAGAUCAUGAGAGGAAGCUGGAAAGGAUGAAAGCAGAGCACCGGGAGGUCCUGGCAAGGAUCCAGGAGCAGUACGAGGAGGAGGAGAGAAAGCAGAGAGCAGAGAGGCUUGGGGUGCUGAAGAGCGAGAUGGAGCGUCUCCGGCAGCUCCAUGAUGGGGAGCUGCGGGCUUUGCGGAAGGAACUGGAUGAGCAGCUCAGUGACCUGCGGCGCAGCCACCAGGAGCAGGAGAGAAAACUCCAGGACUUGGAAAUGGAGCUCGACCUGCGAGCACGAGAGGCCAAGGCCAGGUCAGCUCAGCUCCAUAGCCAGGAGGAGGCCAUAAGGAAGAAAAGGCAGCAGCUACUGGAUGAGGAGAAACUGCUAGAGCAGGAGAGAAAUGAGGUGAUCUUGGCUGCUCAGCUCCGCUUGGAGGAGUCUCGGAAGGAGCACACAGACCUCAUGGAAGCCAUCCGAAAGCUGCGCCGGACUCUGCAGGAACUUGAAGAUCAGAAAGCUGAACUAGAGUCUCAGGUGGACUUGUUGCAGUCCCGAAGCCAGAGGCUGCAGAAGCGAAUCAGUGAGCUAGAGACAGCCAUCAGGAGCAAGCAGGACUUGCUGAAGGAGCUAGAAGCAGAAGACAGCACAGCAUCUCCGCGAAGGGAAGCCGAGCUCCAUAUUGAGGACCUGAAAGAGACAGUCGGCGCUCACUCCUCAAGACAGACGGCUCCCCUGCCCUUGCAGAAUCACGAAGAUGGCGACCUCUGGCUUGAUGACAUACGGCACUACAUCUCUGCACAAGGCAUCUCCAUCAGGAACGCCAAGGAGUUCCUGGAGCGCCAGACUCGCUCCAUGAGGAAGAGGCACACGGUGCUGAAGGCCGCGAGGCAGCAGUGGCGUCACGACAUGCAGCAAGCGCAGGAGGCGGUGCAGGAUCCUGACAGCUCGCAGCUGCUGGAGGAUGUGCGCCAGAACCUGGAGGAGGAAGCAAAGCAGUUGGACAAGAUGAAGUCAGCCAUGAGGACAGGACAGGUGCUGUUGAAGAAGAAGGAGGAGAAACUGACCCAGUUGGAGUCUUCGCUUGUGGAAGAGGUGUCUGACGAAGACACCCUGAAGGGAGCUGCAUGCAAGAAGGUGGUGACCUUUGACCUCAGCGAUUCAGAGGACACAAACAGCGUGGCCAGCUCCGAUGUACCUCGGCAUACAUGUGACUUGAACCCACCUCUCCAGCUUCCCCAGCCCGACAGGAUCCAGCACCUCACAGACUCCCUGCGGCGCAUCAGCAGUGAGUUGAGCGGAGUCCUCAGCAUCCUGGGCUCCUUGAGUCAUCAGCAGCCUCCUCUCUUUUCCUCCGCGACGGUGCCACUGUCCCCGCUGACCAGGGAUGGCAUCCCGCUUUCCAUGUACACGUCGCUGGCGAGAGUCCAAGCUGCUGGCCCCCUCAUGCCUCCUGCCAGUCUUCCUCUGGCAAACCAGUGGCCAUGGAGCACUGGUCUCCACUCCGGCCUGUCUUCCACAGCCAGCCAGUCAGUGGACAGCAUGCUGGCAGAGAAGUGGCGCAAGUAUUUCCCAGGUGGGUUCCCGCUGUUCAAUGGAAGCUCUGCCCCUCCGGACAGCAAACUAGGUUACCUGCCUGCUGGUGAGCAAGUCCGCUUGUACCAGCGCUCCCAGGCAUGGAGCCCUGAGGCAGACAAGACGAGCAUCCAGGGAAUGAUUGAUGCCAACAAGAGAUGGCUGGAAAAUUUCAAGAAGGAUUCAAAAGUGCCUCUCUUCCCAAGCACACAGAAGCUGUCUGUGAGCAGCCCAGACCUGGUGCAGCUUGGCCUGGAUGAAAACAACCAGAUUAAAGUGUAUCACUACUAAGAGGUUGUGGACCCUCCGGUGAGAUGUGGCAGUCCCAGCCGUGUGCCCCACAAGUGCCUGGUGAGAUGGUGACGUCGCUGCAGUCCCCUGCAAUACACAGUACAGCAGAGAUCCACAGGGCUCUUUUGCUUUGCCCUUGAAAUAAAGUCUCUCCUUCCAGGAGAGUGGAGGAGGGAGGAAGCAAACUUCCCCAGUGGAUUCUUUUAAUCCUGUAAUGUGUCCAAAUAUACUUUAUAGACUGUUUAAUCCAGUGGUGAAAUAUCAGGGCUUCAAUAAAUCAACAGUUCCCUCAUUAGUAUUCCAGCAAUCACAUGAUGAAGCUGUGAAUCACCGAGGACUUUGAAUAACGUGUUGAGGGGAGGAGGUGAAUUCCAACAGAAAACUGUUGCCAGAGGAAAUAUUCAGGAAAUGAAUGCCCUGUUGAUGCACAACAAACAUUGGUGUCAGGUGAACUCAGUCACCAGCCCUCUGUGAUACAUCCUUGAGCUUGGGAGCAUGAAAAGCAAAAUGUCUGCAAUUAUGUUUUUUACACUGAAGCACAGAAUUGAGAGCAAUGGAGGUGAGAGCCUCUGGGCCCCGCGCCGGGCCGAGCCGAUGCCACGUUUGUCUCCUGGACCCGUCCUCUUGCCACCUCCACCUAGGGACACCAGGGUUUCCUUUCAUGCUGAAUGUUGAGUGUAUUUCUAGCAGAAAAUGUUUACGAGGUUUCGCAGUGCCUCAGUCAUGAGGCUCAGCCAUCGCUCAGGGGACAGCAGAGGCAAAGCCUCUGAGACUGUUUCUCUUUGUCAGGCAGCAGGUGGUGCUCAGCAGGGCCGCCUUACCCAGCAUAUGCUGGGGAGGAGACCACCCCUGCCAGAACUGCCUGGGUCUGAUCAGGACUGUUCUCAGAGCUGUUUUGGGAGCCCACGUGCAUCCCCUCACUCACCUGAGCAGAGCUGCCUGACAGAGCCCGUGGCCAUUUGCACUAGUGCAUCCAUUGGUGCUGGCAUCAGCAGAGUUGGUUUGGGAUGAGGCGAGUGGCCACGACUCCAUGUACCUUCCCUGCAGUGCCCAGAACACCCACGCUGAGCAGUCCUACAGCUGGGGUCCAGGCCUGGGCCUGGCACCAUGGGUCCAUCCCCAGGCAGCGAGGCUGAAGCCAGAGCUGAGGUUGAUGGUGCACAAGGCAAAGUAAUGCCCGGCUCUGAGCCAAAGCCUGCUGCGAGGUGCCUCCACAGGGCUUUGGACCCGUCCCACAGGCACUUGGAGUUGUUUGGUGAUUAAAAACCCACUGACCUCCAGACAUCUCAGGGCAGCAGGAGGAUGCAGGGAGGCAGCAUGGGCUGGUGCUUGAUUGGUGUCUGUUAUCCACGCAUUGUCUGCACCGGCUUUUGCAAAACAUUGAUACCCACAAGUGCUGCUUGUGCCAUCAUUUUGGCCCGAAGAGCUUGCAUUAAGGGGAUACCCACUGGUGAAAGAGAGUCUUUGCAAACCACUCGCAUGCCAGGAGAUGGCUCCAGGAAGGGCUGCUCACAUGGCUCCUCUUGGAUCGAGACAUGAGGAGAGGAAAGCAGAGCAGGGAGGGGGACCCUGGUCCGUACGCACUGGCACAUGCUGCGGGGAAUGUCUAGGUACAAAUAGAAAGCUGCUUCUCUGUUCAAGAUGCUGUUCUUGCAGCAGCUCUGUUUUGUAGCCAUUUUCCACAUAUAUUGCUGCUGUGAGCUGUUCAGAUGACCUGCUUCCCUUUACGCAGGGAUUUGGGAGCACGUGGGUGAAGAGAUGGGUCUGAACAUAGGGUCCUUCCCUGGCUGAGAGGGCUGGUGAUGCCUCUGAGAGAUGCUGGGUUAGCCAUACCAUGCUGAAGUCAUUGCUUAAGGAAAGACGCUCCACCUCUGCUGAUUUAGCGCAGGUGGACAGAGAUGUUGAAUGCCCGCUGAGCCUGGCACCUUUCCUGCAGAAUCCGUCUCGGGAUAAGGGUGUGGACCCUAGCGUGGACCCCCUGAAUGUGCUACCAGAUUACACAGAGCCCAAGGCAGGGGGUUGCACUUUGUCCUCCUGCCAUGAGAGAAACCCCAGGGAAGCCCUUGACAGCCCCUCUCUCAUCCCGCCUGUCACAGCCCUGAAGGGCUGGCAGCUGCAUGAGCCUGUGCCCAGCACGUGGCUGGAGACUCCAGGCUGUGCGCUGCGGCGAACCAGACACCUCAGUAGGGAUAAAAGCCUAUUUUAUUAACAAGAAUGCUGUGCUUCUGAAUCAGGUUUAUUUUUUCCCUUUGAAUCUUGUGAUAUCAGCUGUAUCUUUUAUAUAUAAAAUAAAUCCGCAUAGGCCUAUUUUGGA
Molecule: messenger RNA, 7811 nt
Organism: Gavialis gangeticus (Gharial)
Lineage: Eukaryota; Metazoa; Chordata; Crocodylia; Gavialidae
Gene: CEP164
Product: centrosomal protein 164
Exons: 32
Coding region: 92-5497 (1801 amino acids)
Molecular function (GO): protein binding
Source: RefSeq, a predicted model, not a curated record